Phialemonium atrogriseum is the source of this 2295-nucleotide messenger RNA. RefSeq lists its product as uncharacterized. Bases 128 to 2116 code for a protein of 662 amino acids. NCBI's taxonomy places the organism in Eukaryota, Fungi, Ascomycota, Sordariomycetes, Cephalothecales, Cephalothecaceae. The record is from RefSeq and is a predicted model, not a curated record. The transcript is spliced from 2 exons.
UUAAUGAACGCCUUCCCCCCUUGGCCCAACUCCAGCUCCGUGCCACAUAAACAAUUCCGAAUCGCCCCUUCCCUUGCUGUCACAGCCUCACCUUACGAGUUUGUCGUGCAUCGCAAGACCCGCAAACAUGAGUCAAGUCAGGAAUCUCCGGGCCAUGUUCGAGCAGAAGCCCGACACGACGAGCCCGCCAGACGACCGAGGAAGAUCGCCAGGCGUCACAUCCACUGGCACCGAAUCCCCAAGACCCCUUUCGAAAGUCCGCACGAACUUCAUUGCGAUCGAGAAGGACGGCCGAAUAGGCUUGCAAAGAGAGCCGAGCCGAGACUCGAAUGCUAGCGUCUCCACGCGAAAGCCCAGUAGCGAGCUAGGAUCUCCACCGGCUGUCCCUGAAGAGUCAAUUGCCCCUGCCGAGAACACGCCAACGAAGGCUAAUCUCAGGAACCAUUCCAUCCCGGAGCUCCCGCGCUCAGGUACAGGAAGCGAGGCCACGAGUCUCCCUGCCACGAAGCCAACUGCUACUAAAGCAGCUAAAGCACAGCCUGCGCGUCCGAAUCCAGAAAACAAAGUCGGCGUCAAACAAGUCCAUGCGAAGAUGGCCCCUGGUGCACUUACCGAUAAGGCGGCCGUAUCCGGCGGUGGAUCUACACUAUCCAAUGGAGGGGAGGCCCUGAACGGUACAGGGGUUGGGAAAGUCAAGGGACAGGCGGUGUCCAAGGAAGCAUCAAUUACAUCUUCUGGAGGCCCUUCGAAAGCGGCAACAAGGACAGUCCCUAUUUUGACCGCCAAAACCUCGGCGAAGCCAGCAAAAUCGCCCACUGUUGCAAAAGCUCCGAAGAGCCCAGCAACAACAACGACCCCAAAGGCCAACACCAAAACACCGGAUAAGAAGAUGACGCACCCGGAGAAGACAGCUACCCCGAGAGCUGCCACAAGUGCAGCGAAGUCUUCCGGUUCUACCUCGAUACAGCGGCCACCGCCUCUUCAGCCUUCUCCAUCGGGCACAGGAUUCAUUAAGCCCAAGGUCAAGUCUCCAACUCGGCCGGUCAAGCUCCCUCCGGGCCUGACGACGCACACCGCCGCCUCGGGCUCGAAAGUCAAUGCCUCGCGUCAAUCUUUAUCCAGAGCAAGUGGCAUUUACCCUCAUGCCGAUUCACAAGGACGAUCUCCAAGCCGGGUCAGUGUCUCGACGGUGGGUACGACGAGAACCUCUGGAACUACCGCCAAGCCUCUCAAGAGGCAAAAUUCAACCAUCAACCGACCUCGUCCAAGUUUUGGUCCUCCUCCGAAGCCGGUGGCUAGAGAUCACCCGCCCACAAAGAGGGAGAAAGAGGUGGACGAGGGCUUCCUCGCACGGAUGAUGCGACCAACGCAGGCAUCUUCAUCGAAGACGGCAGAGAAGGCAGCCUUGUCGCCUCCCAGAAAGGCAAACCCCGCACCCGUCUUGAAGAAGACGGCCGUCCCGAAACAGGACUUGAAGACGCUGAAGAAGCCUACCGCCAAAACGACACCAGUGGUAGCCUCAAACACCGACCGGGAGGCACAAUCCUCCUCAGCCCACGGGGCUGCACCUGUGACUGAGAAGCCCUCCACGCAGGAGGUAGCGCCGGUUGCAGAAGCUGCCCCCGCCGCCGAGCCGUCCUCCACACAAGACGUCACACCUGUCGUCGAGCAGCCAGCUGCUGCCGAGGAGGUGAUUAGCGUGGCCAAGGAGGUCGAAGGCCCGGUUUCAUUGCCCGAAGACGCUGGGCGCGAAACAACAACACAGGAGACUGUACCGGUCGUUGAGCAGCCUGAAACGGUUCAGGAAGUGUCCGAGGUCGCGAUGUCAGCAGAUGGUGGAGCCAUCCCUCCAGCAGAAGGAAACGUAGACGCGGGUGACAACGAAGUGCCAUCUUCGGAGGUCGCCGAAGAACCGGAACAGGCAGCGGCCGUAUCUCCCGAGUUUGGAGAGCCAGAGCCCGUGGAAGCGGAAGCACCGACGGUGAACGGGGACCACGAGAAGCCUACUCCCGUUGAUGAGAACCCAGGCUCCGCCGAAGUGGCCCCUGAGAGCGUAGAUGAGCCCGAGGCGGAAGAUGUUGUGGAUACCAAGAGCGAGACAGAGGCGGCAGCAUAGCAAGAUUGUCAGCCAUGUUUAUUUCCUCCCCAGCCUGUUCCCUGUUCCAUCGGAGGAAGUAUUAUUUUAGGAAUUCGCAGUUUUAUGAUACCUGACGGGAGCAAAUAUGGACUCGGCAAGGAGUUGGUGAUUGAACACAGCAGAUGUAGCAUCAGAAGACACCCCACUAGGUAGAAUGA